CAUUUCCAAAAUGGCGAACGUUUAGGUUGUGUGUUACUGUUAUCUUUUUUGUUUUUUUAUAAAUUUUACACGCUGUUGACUUGACAUUGAGUUUUAAUGGGUCGCUCGCCGAGUCCGCGGCGGCGUGAGGACCGUCGUGAUCGCCGGGAGAGAGACAGGGAACGCGAUCGAGAUCGCGACAGGCGGAGGCCCAGGACCCGGUCCCGUUCGCGAUCCUUAGACCGUCGAAGGCGCUCCCCAGAACGUAGACGGUCGCCGUCUCCACGCCGAAAACGAUCGAGGUCCGUCUCCGCGACGCCUACGACAUCAUUCGCCCCGAAACCCAAGAAGAAUUUCGGCGAACGGCCCAUAGUCACGCCAGCAGAUUUGGAGGGAAAAACGCCCGAGGAACAAGAAAUGUUGAAGGUGAUGGGUUUCUGCGGCUUCGACACUACAAAAGGUAAGAAAGUCGAUGGCAACGUCGAAGGAGACGUACACGUAGUAUUGAAACGAAAGUAUAGACAAUAUAUGAACAGGAAGGGCGGCUUCAACAGGCCGUUGGACUUUGUCGCGUAACGGUAGCCCACAACCUAUUUUCCUUGUUUGUUAGGCCUCCAGGGUCGCCCGAUGUGAUAUUGGUUCUUUUAAAGCUUGUUCAUACAUAAACUGAUGUAUUCCAUUACGAAUAUGAACAUUUUUAGACAAUAUUGUCUCCAUUGAUCUUACAAAAGACACGUAACCUUGACCCUUUUAAGCCAAGGACAGACAAGCUGAAUUUCUAUACAAAAUCAGUUGUGAGGACAAGCUUUAAGAACAAUUUUAUUAGGAUUAAGUGUUAAACUGUUUUCCAUUUUGUAUUGAACUAGUUUUUGAGUUUUGGCUGUGAUAUACAUACAUAAAUUUUUAAUAAUGACUAACACUAUUUUAUACACUUUGAAUCCAUUGAAAUGCUAUUUAUUUUUAAUGUGUAAUAUAAAGCAAUAUAUUUUGAGGUUAUAAAAAAAAUUACAACAAUUUUAGUUAAUGAAUAAUGUUAAACAAUCACUCAACACUACUAAAUAAAUAUCACAACUAAAACUCAGAAAUAAUAAUAUUUUGCCGCACGACACUGAAAAAUAUCAAUUGUAAAUAUCCGGUGCAAACAACAAAAUCAAACUUACUGGGAUUCACUAAGAAAUGAAAAGAAAUUAUCCUUUUAGAAAUACCGAUCAGUAAGGUUUUAAAAGUGAGACGUUGAUUCGAUGUUGUUUUGUGGCAAAACUUAGGUUCUAAGUUAGAUAUAAGCCCGUUACCUCAGUGCCCGCGCGCAGCUCUCGCCCGCGCGGGUUUUGGUUGAGCGCUCAGCGCACCAAGAAAUCUCAUGGAGUUGAUUCGGAAACGAUAACAUGGCCUGUGAAGUUAGUGCCAUACCGUCAUACGAUCAAGGAUUAUAUUUGUAUUGCAGACAAAAUUAUCUUCAUAAUAAUGUUGACAUCUAAAACCUAACAUUGUUAUAGAGAACUUGAUUUCACUCCAAUCUGCAAUUUAAACUAAGUAAAUCUUUGAUAUGCAAGCCUCCAGAUAAACAUUUCCAUCGAUAGUCUGGUUUGACAUUUGCAUGGCACCACAGGACACCAUAGAAUUACAUAUAUUUUCUUGGUGUAACUUCACAUGGCCUUUCCAUAAGACUGAUUUGUCGUAGCUAAGUUGAACGUUGCCCGCGCGACGCGACACACACAGGAACCAUAGUUAUAUUUAUACACUUUACACCCCCUACCCCCGACCUUUAUCCUCCACAAUGUACAAUAGUUAAAGAUGUACGGACCAGAGUGUGAUUUUAUCAAUGUUUUUGUGUUUACGAAUGAAUGGGUCGAGAAAGUAGUUCCUAAUUAUAUUCUAUUAUGAUUUUAUGUUUAAGGCCAUCUUAAAUAUGUAAUCAGAGAAAGUUAUUAUUUUAUAUCGUUUUUUAUUGAAAAUUUAUUUAAACAUAUUAAUAAAUGUAACUUAGACUUAUAUUAGUUUAGAUUCAAAUAAUUAUGUAAUGUAAAUCAAAUUUUAAAUGAUUAUUUUCACCCCGAAGUAAUUCAUAAAUGACAAAUUAAUGUUGAGAAAACUGCUCUCUGUACCGUCCGUCUCCAUAGACCAUAUACAAUGAUAUACAAAUGUUGCAUAUAUGUGAUAUAUUUAGUGUAAGACGCGCACACGCGCCGCGCGGGGGCUCCGGCAGCAAUACGAAUCGUACCCGAAUUAACUUCAUUGGAUUUGUCACUACAUCGCACCCAUUGAAUGAAUCUAAUGCAAAAACAAUUCACUAACCGAUGAAAAAAAAAACUCUUUGAACUGUCUAGUCGCAAUCUGGAAAC
This is a messenger RNA of Vanessa atalanta (red admiral), 2321 nucleotides long. RefSeq names its product U4/U6.U5 small nuclear ribonucleoprotein 27 kDa protein (gene ytr). Gene Ontology annotation, cellular component: precatalytic spliceosome. The record is from RefSeq and is a predicted model, not a curated record. The coding region runs from base 97 to 555 and encodes 152 amino acids. Lineage: Eukaryota; Metazoa; Arthropoda; Insecta; Lepidoptera; Nymphalidae. The transcript is spliced from 2 exons. Gene Ontology annotation, biological process: RNA splicing.